CCAAGAAGAGAACCUACAAACUACAUUGUAGGUUAAAACUACCUGAUCAGAGAGACAAGACUGUGCAAACUUCCCUAAGACCUACCUUGAUACCUAAGCUGACUCCUCAAAAGAGCUGGGAAUUACAGCCUGAAAUGGACAGCAGCAAUUGCAAAGUUAAUGCUCCUCUCCUAAGUCAAAGAUACCGGAGGAUGGUCACCAAAGAUGGACACAGCACACUUCAAAUGGAUGGCGCUCAAAGAGGUCUUGCGUAUCUUCGGGAUGCAUGGGGAAUCCUAAUGGACAUGCGCUGGCGCUGGAUGAUGCUGGUCUUUUCUGCUUCUUUUGUGGUCCACUGGCUUGUCUUUGCAGUGCUCUGGUAUGUUCUAGCUGAGAUGAAUGGUGAUCUGGAAAUAGAUCACGAUGCCCCACCUGAAAACCACACUAUCUGUGUCAAGUACAUCACCAGUUUCACCGCUGCAUUCUCCUUCUCACUGGAGACACAACUUACAAUUGGUUACGGUACCAUGUUCCCCAGUGGUGACUGUCCAAGUGCAAUCGCCUUGCUGGCCAUACAAAUGCUCCUAGGCCUCAUGCUAGAGGCUUUUAUCACAGGUGCCUUUGUGGCGAAGAUUGCCAGGCCAAAAAAUCGAGCUUUCUCAAUUCGCUUUACUGACCUAGCAGUAGUAGCUCACGUAGAUGGCAAGCCUAAUCUUAUCUUCCAAGUGGCCAACAUCCGGCCCAGCCCUCUGACCAGCGUUCGGGUCUCAGCUGUCCUCUAUCAGGAAAGAGAAAAUGGUGAACUCUACCAGACCAGUGUGGACUUCCACCUCGAUGGCAUCAAUUCUGAGGAAUGUCCAUUCUUCAUCUUCCCACUAACCUACCACCAUGCCAUUACACCAUCAAGUCCUCUAGCCACUCUGCUCCAGCAUGAAAAUCCUCCCCACUUUGAAUUAGUUGUGUUCCUUUCAGCAAUGCAGGAAGGUACUGGAGAAAUCUGCCAGAGGAGGACAUCCUACCUACCCUCUGAGAUCAUGUUACAUCACUGUUUUGCAUCUCUGUUGACCCGAGGUUCCAAAGGUGAGUAUCAAGUCAAGAUGGAGAAUUUUGACAAGACUGUUCCUGAACUUCCAACUCCUCUGGUCUCUAAGAGCCCACACAGGACUGACCUAGGUAUCCGUAUCAAUGGACAAGGCAUUGAUAAUUUUCAGAUCUCUGAAACAGGGCUGACAGAUUAAGACUUAUCUAUGCCAUCCUUUUUAAUGUAUUAAAUAUAUCCAGCCAGUUAAGCAGCUAUUCUUCCUUCACUGUAUCUUAUGUUUCUUUCUUCUCAAAGCUGAUUACAUCAUGGUAAUCAUGCCUAUGCCCACAAAAAAAUGACGGAGCUAAUAAUAUACAUCCUGAAAAGAGAACAGUCUAUCUUACAAAGUUUGUAUCUGUGGUUAUCUGCUGAAAUAGAUGCAACUCAACCUGAUAAGAUACCAUACAGAAAUGUGCUGGUGAGUUUAUAAUGAUGUAGCAUAUGCUAUCAGUUAUGAAGGCUAGCAUAGCUGAACUCUAAGAAAAAUCAACUAUACAUCUCUCAUUUUCACCUGCAAACUGAAGCAACAGCCUAGUUUCAAACUUAGCUCCCUGAGUGGAAAGAGUAUUUAGUGAGCAUCCUUUUACAACUGUUAUUUUUCAAGACAACAAAAAUCAUCCCUUUGGUUCUUUAACUACAAAACUAGGGUUAAGUAUCUCCUUACAAAAAUUCAAAAGAACAUAAUAUGGAUUCCUAAAAGUAUUUCAACAUGACAUGUAUAUAUUCAUGUAUUUGUGGUAGAAGGUACCCAGAGCAAGUAAGAGACACUCUGGGCCCAGCAGAAUCUGGAGGGUGGUAUUUCUGGCAAAAGGAGGCAAAGAUGUAUGUAUCUAUUUAAAAGACUACCUUGUCUAAUACUUUAGUGAUUUUCAAACUCUAAUCAUCUAGCCAUCCGAAUUGCUUCCAGCCUAAGUAAAAAGCAUUAUCUUCCAGCUUAUGACCAACUCAAUGGCAUAAAAAAGAUGUGCUCUACAUACACUGUUGAUACAAAUGCAUACUGAAUUUUCUAUAGAUACAAGAUUUAGUUAGGCUAUAACUCAACUCAGCAAAAAAAAAAAAAAAAAAAAAAA
Messenger RNA from Nannospalax galili (Upper Galilee mountains blind mole rat), 2130 nucleotides. It is a transcript of the gene Kcnj13, whose product is annotated as potassium voltage-gated channel subfamily J member 13. The transcript is spliced from 3 exons. Gene Ontology annotation, biological process: potassium ion import across plasma membrane; regulation of monoatomic ion transmembrane transport. Bases 135 to 1217 code for a protein of 360 amino acids. The record is from RefSeq and is a predicted model, not a curated record. Gene Ontology annotation, molecular function: inward rectifier potassium channel activity. Gene Ontology annotation, cellular component: plasma membrane. NCBI's taxonomy places the organism in Eukaryota, Metazoa, Chordata, Mammalia, Rodentia, Spalacidae.